AAUUCCCCGGGCGGCUUUCGCGGCGGUAAGCACUUUCAGUCAGUAAAAGAAACUCUGCGCUGCUUUUGCUUGGCGUUUUUUAGCUAAAAUACUUUGUCCAAAAUUCAAGUUCCUGUCCUCGGUUAUUCAAAUUAAUCACGGUGGUUCUGUGUAGUGUUCAUUGAUCGUUUGAAAAGUGCUACAUUUGAGGAAAUUGGCCAUCGAAAGGACCCGCAAAAGUCGCAAUGGCAAAACGUAGACGCGGGGGUCAUCACAAGGCGAAAGCCAACCUUGCGAAGGCGAGGGCAGCAGCCCAGUCGGCGACCCGUUCUGCCACAUCAAUUACCAGCACCUUUGCUACACCGAAAGUCCAUCCAGCGAGCAAUGAUUGCUAUCCGUUAAACAAGUUGUGUCGCUUGUGUUUGUUGUCAAACACCAAUAUGGAACCGAUUUUCCCCUACGCGGGAGAUAAGCGACUCGCUGAGAAAAUUUUCCAGUGCACCAACCUGCAGAUAAAGGAGAAUCCCGAACAAGGCAUUCCAAACUCAAUCUGCGGGCAAUGCAAGAAGCAACUCGACCUGUGCUACGAGUUUCGUCUACUGUGUUGGAAGAAUGACGAAAUCCUUCAUAAUCUGCACGCCAUUCUAAGCCCUCACCAAAAGGUUGCUUACCGGCCACCGCAACUUCAGACGCAAAUAUUAUCGGCCACCCGUUCCAAUCCCGUUGUGCAGGUUCAGAAACUGAACCUGAACUCCAUUGUAACACCCAUGGCACCGCGACGUGGCCGUGUGGUUCGGAAAAGCUUCGGGGAGAUUUCCCUCAGCCAGUUGUACUCGCCAUCACGCUAUGGUCAAAAAGGUCUUAAUGCAAAGCCCCAGUUUACCAAGGAGCUAGUAGUUCGCUUGACACCGCUUUCGUCGACCCUUCUUAACAAGUACAAAAAGGCCGCGGCUGCGGCUGCCGCCAAGAAGGUGACUCAAACAAAAGCCGCAAUGAAGUCCUUCCCCCAGGCGAUAAAACCAAGAGGCAGGCCUCCGAAAGAAGAAGUCAAAGUUAAAUCAAAGCCCCCAAAGGUUAACGCCAACAUAAUCAAGGCUAAGGCUAAAGUCGCACAAGCUAAAGCAAAGGCUAAGGCCAAUGCCGCAAAAGCUAAGGCCGCCAUGAAAGCUAAAGCAGAGAAAAAACAAGCAAAGGCGGCGGCUUCUGCAGCAGCGAAGAAACACAAAGCCAAACGCGCCGAUUCCUCCGUACCACCGAAAAAACGAAAGCAAAACUUCGAAACGGCUCCGCCGACAGUCGCCACGGCCACCUGCGUCCUUUGCACACAGACCUUCAGCAGCGUGAAGGGUCUGAGCCGUCACAUGGCUGUCCAUGAAAAUAAUCGUAAAAGUAACAGCGUUUUUAACUGCAACAUCUGCAAGAAAGAAUAUCUUAAAGGAAACCAAUUCCGCGAGCAUCUGGAUAGCGUAGAACAUUUGGGUAAUGUUGCACGCAACGAAGCUGACGAGGGCGAUGUCUCCAUACUUCCGGAUGGGGUGGAACCGGAGGUCUCGAUAUUGCCCGAUGACGACGAUGAACGUAUCCUCCCAGACGAUUCGUCGAAUGCUGGGGCGAAUGUUUCCAUGGAAUCCACCAUUAACACUGACCCAGAGGUAGAGGAAAUCACAGAUCACGAGGGACCGGCACCAGAGAUAAGAUCGCAACCUUCUCCGGAUGCCAACGAUAGUUCCCAGCCAGAGGAACCAUCCCAACUGGAUGAGUCAACCGAGCCGGACUGCAUCGAAAUCAGCGACAAGCAGGUGAACGACGAACAACCGCCAGCGCCGGUCAUCAGUGCAGCCCGCGAGGCCAGUCCGAUACCGGUUGAGAGUGAAUCGUCCAGAGAUGGCAGUGGCGCACAGCAAGGAGAAGAUUGCUCUACAAACAACGCAGAGAAUCUGUUCAAUGGGAGCGCUGCAGACGCGUUGAACGCAUCGCGACGCGUCACAUUUUCGGACAUCACUGAAAUAGUCGAUUAACUAUUGCGUUGAAGGGUAAGACGAUUGAGAUGGUAUAUUUUAUUUUAAACUCAUAGAAUAUAGAGCCACCGUCACCAUGAAAAUAUUACUGAAUAAGUUUGCGUUGCUAAGUUUUCUUCCAACGGGUCUGGUACGUUUGGCAUAAGGCCGUUUGGCAUAAGGACAUUUGGCAUAAGGACGUUUGGCAUAAAGGACAUUUGGCAUAAAGGACGUUUGGCAUAAAAGACGUUUGGCAUAAGGGACGUUUGGCAUAAAGGACGUUUGGCAUAAAGAAUAUGUGAAAUAUAUUUUCCCUCUGGAGAAAAAUUAAAGAACAGCCUUCAAGGGAAAGAAGGCAAACUUGUUGUUGGUGCAUUAUAUUGGAUCUCAUAUUUUCAAAAUAACCUUUUGCUUCCAUGAAUUUGUUUUUUUUUUUUCGGAAGGGGAAUGUUCCUUCUUUUGUAUAUAGGCUGUUCUUCAUCGAUACAAGCAAUUUAGAUUCCGGUAAUGGUUCUUUCUAGCAAAUCAUCCUUGUCUGCAUAUUAUAUCCAUAAAAGUUAUGGCAUUAUAAUGUAUUAUCCUUCUUUUGUAUACUUAUCCUUUUUUUACUUUAAGUAUGUAUGUCACUUUUUACUGAAAUCAUUUUAUGCCAAACGUACUUUAUGCCAAAUGUCCAUUAUGCCAAACGUCCUUUAUGCCAAAUGUCCUUUAUGCCAAGUGUCCUUUAUGCCAAACGUCCUUAUGCCAAAUGGCAUUAUGCCAAACGGCCUUAUGCCAAACGUACCAGACCCCUUCCAACUGUAAUUGUGUUUUAAAGUAAUCGAUUUCAACAAAUCAAACUUAAAAUGAGUGUCCUGUAGACGAUAUAGAGCGAUUCCAAGCAACAGCAUCAAAAUUAAGGAAAAUUUUUAAUUCAUGAUUUUCUAUUGAACUGAAACUUUGCACAGUUUUUCAGUUCCAUCUAAAUCGCCAUUUUUUGAUAUCAAAUUUUUAUUUAGAGCCACGACUAACUUUUCAAAAGGGUGUAUGUGAAAAUGGUUCAAAAAUAUUCAAAAAUAUGCACAGCAAAAACGGAUUGUUCGAUUGUUAUGAAUUUUUCAGCAAAGUUAGAUAGCUAAAUGGUGAUUUCUAAGAAAAUAUACACUGUGAAAAAAAAUCUAUUUUAUCAUUGAAAAACAUCAUUUUUGUCACAAAAACUCAAAUAUCUCAAAACCCUAUCUUUUUACCAACUUGAAUUUUUUAGGGAAAACGGUCCAUUGUAUUAGCAAUCUACCAUAAAAAUUUGGUGAUGGUAAACUAAUAAACAAAAAAGUUAUAACAUUUCAAAAAUUUCACAAUUUUUACAUUUAGUAAAAAAAAUUUUUCUGUGUAAAUUAUUUCGGCCGGGAAUCGCGAUUUGAUGCUGAUUUUAUUGUUCAGCAAAGUUAGAUAACUAAAUGGCGAUUCCUAAGAAAAUAUACACUGUGAAAAAAAAUCUUUUUUAACAUUAAAAAAUAUCAUUUUUGUCACAAAAACUCAAAUAUCUCAAAACCCUAUCUUUUUACCAACGUAAUUUUUUUAGAGAAAACGGUCCAUUGUAUUAGCAAUCUACCAUGAAAAUAAACAAAAAAGUUAUGACAAUUCAAACAUUUCACAAUUUUCACAUUUAGUAAUAAUUUUUUUUAGUGUAAAUUAUUUCGGCCGGAAAUUGAAGUUUGAUGCUGAUUUUAUUGUUAAUGGCCUUGCGUGAGUAAAACAAGUUGUUUUUAUUAUAUAUUAUAUAUACAUAUAAUAUAAUAUACUAUGUACCGUAAUGUUCCGAUUUUAUCACGCCCUCCGCGCAUUAGUCGUUUAUUCAUUAAUUUGCUGUUACAUUUGAGGACAAGUGUUUUCCCUCUUCUUCAAGAUGAAUGUUGAAAGCGUGUUUUGCAACGUUAAAAAUAUUGAAAUGGGUAUAGAUGCUGAAGAAUAUUACAGGGCAUUUUUGAAAAGGGGCGUAAUUAAAUUGUUUAAACAGAUGUCGCUGAUGGCAAUUUCUCAGUUGUUGUCGUUUUCGAACUUCCUGCGCCCUGCUUUACCGAUGAUAUACAGAUGGCUCGUUUGUCAAAUUCUAGACGGCAGGACGUGCAAAUGCGUAAUUUUGUACACAAUGUGGACAUUUGGGCAUAACCAGUCUCUUUCAGUUUAUCUAUGGUGCUUUCGGUGAGAUUUCGUAACUCUUUUGAACAUUUUUUUUCAUCAAACGGUCUACAAGAAAGCGACUGUUCAUCUUGUUCGUUAGAUUAUAAUAAACAAAAUCACUUAUUAAUUUUAACUUACUUGUUUGGUGUUGGUGGCUGAAGAAAAAAAAAUACUAUACAAUUUUUAAUAUUCAUAGCGGUAGUAUUUUUUUGUUUUUUUCGUGAGCAUUGUCAGGUAUGUAUACAGACAAACAAACGUAACACUGGCGAAAUUUUCAUUGACCACGCCUUCAACGAUCAUUUUGAAUCUUGGAUGUGGCUUUCAUAACAAGAAGAGCGCCCAUCGUUUUUCUUUGCGUUUGACGUUUCACACUAGCGCCUUCUGAUGACGAUAUUGCACAACGCAGUGUUUCGUGAAACAUUUCCACCAGGUGGUGAUAGUGUGAACUGGGCGAUGAAUUUUCACUAAAAUUGUUCUAGGCGUUUCGUCUGUUUGUCUGUGGUAUGUACCUCUUAUGCAUUUGUUGUUGUUGAAGUUACUCGCAUUCUUCCGAUCAUAAAGUCUGUUCUCUACACACUUAAUUUUGAUUACCGAGUUCGGUAAUUUUUUGACGAGAUUAAAACUGCUGAGCACCGAACUCGUUCAGCAAAAAUGCAUUGUUUACCUUUUCCAUGCGAUUUUGACAGUUGUUUUACUGAGCCUCAGUAAAAUCGAUUACCGAAACUACCGAGAUCGUACUGCUGUUAUAAUCUCGUCAAAAAAGUACCGAACAGGCAAUUCAGAAAUAAGUGUGUAAGAGGGAUUUUUUUUGCGGAUAAACUAGACGUAUACGCGUAUAAAAAACUUUUAUUAUACAGCUUUUGUCUUAAAAAUAAAUUCAAUUCCAUUUUUCUUAUAAUCAACAGCUUUUCAACACUAUCAAGGGAUUUUUUCACCAGUCACGUACAAUAAAAAGUAUGACAAUCUCAAUAUUUUUGAUCACAACACUGGAUCGCGUCUAAGUUUCAAAUAGAUACUAUAGUAAUUACGAAUAAUCAAACUAAAGUAUCAUGAAAACAACUUGUUUAAUUCAGGCGGUAGCCUUUACAAUAAAAUCAGCAUCAAAAUAUAAUUCUCGAAAUAAUUUACACAGAAAAAAAUUUUUUUUUGUUACUAAAUGUAAAAAUUGUGAAAUGUUUGAAAUGUCAUAACUUUUUUGUUUAUCAGUUUACCAUCACCAAAAUUUUAUGGUAGAUAGCUGAUAUAAUGGGCCAUUUCCCCUAAAAAAUUGAAGUUGGUAAAAAGAUAGGGUUUUGAGAUAUUUGAGUUUUUGUGACAAAUAUCAUAUUUUUUCAAAGUAGAAAAAGAAUUUUUUUACAGUGUAUAUUUUCUAAGGAAUCAUCAUUUAGUUAUCUAACUUUGCUGAAAAAUUUAUAACAAUCGAACAAUCCGUUUUUGCUGUAUAGCUUUUAGAAUAUUUUAGAACUAUUUUCGCAUACACCCUUUUGAAAAGUUAGUCGUGAGUGAAUAUGAAGGUUUAAUAUCAAAAAAUGGCGAUUUAUAUGAAAUUGAAAAACUGUGCAAAGUUUCAGAUAUUUUUGAAAUGGUCGCUCAGGAUCGACUGACAUGACUCCGUGGAAUUCCUCUAUAUAUAUUGAGCAACAUCAGUAGCAGCAUGUAUCGUACAAAAGACAAAAUAUACAAAAUUGUUUUAACAAAUAAAGCUUACUAAUGUAAUUUAAGCACUUAUCGGUGAAUAAAUGGCGUAAAAUGCAUUUCA
Messenger RNA from Aedes albopictus (Asian tiger mosquito), 5895 nucleotides. RefSeq lists its product as uncharacterized. Bases 225 to 1997 code for a protein of 590 amino acids. Lineage: Eukaryota; Metazoa; Arthropoda; Insecta; Diptera; Culicidae. The record is from RefSeq and is a predicted model, not a curated record. Gene Ontology annotation, cellular component: nucleus. The transcript has 4 exons. Gene Ontology annotation, molecular function: zinc ion binding.